Molecule: messenger RNA, 1931 nt
Organism: Plutella xylostella (diamondback moth)
Lineage: Eukaryota; Metazoa; Arthropoda; Insecta; Lepidoptera; Plutellidae
Product: juvenile hormone esterase
Source: RefSeq, a predicted model, not a curated record
AUCAGUUGCGUAACUUUCCAAUAACGCGUUUUUAUCAGUAAUUGAUAAAUAAUUUGAGAUUAAAAUCAGUUUAAUGAAUAUAUUUGGUUGUGUUUCAUCUGAUAGCGUAUUGUGCUGCAACAUGCUACGAUUGGCGUUCUUUGCGGUGCUCCUAGCCGGAGCCCUAGGGUCAAGUGACUACACCAACAGGGUGUUCAAGGAGUCAUGCGAUGGGUUGUCAGCCGAGGUGGACAGCGGCAAGCUGUGUGGACUGAUCAAAGAGUACAAGAACACCACAUUCGGAACUUUUAGAGGCGUGCCGUACGCCAAACCACCUCUAGCAGAGCUGAGGUUUAAGGAACUGCAAAAGGCCGAGGCCUGGGAAGACUACCUCGAUGCUUCCGUGGAAGGUUCAAUCUGCCCCCAGCGCAUCAUCUUGUUCGGACCGCUCAUGGCUCCACGGAGCAUCGGAGAAGACUGCAUCAAUGCCAACAUUCACGUCCCAUUGGAAAACGGAGCACUUCCUACUAAGAAUAAGUUGCCUAUCAUAGUUUGGGUCCACGGCGGAGGCUUCACAGUCGGGUCUGGUGACUCUGACGCGUAUGGUCCGGAAUACCUCAUGUCUAGAGGUGUUAUUCUCAUCACUUUUAACUACAGAUUGGGUGCGCUGGGUUUCCUGACAUUGAACACACCGUCAGUUCCUGGCAACAACGGUCUUCGUGAUAUUUUGACUCUGCUGCGUUGGGUUCAAGAAAACGGAGCCAAAUUCGGAGGGGACGUUGAUGACGUCACAAUUUUCGGACAAAGCGCCGGCGCCAGCGCAGCUCACAUGCUGCUGUUGUCUCCGCAGACUCAGGAUGGAAAAUUGUUCCAGAAGGCUAUACUUCAGAGCGGAUCAGCUGUCCGCAGUUUCUUCAACUACCAGCCUGCAUACACCGCCACCGUGGCACAGACCUUCCUCACCCUCAUGGGGAUCAACUCCACGGACCCUGAGGAGAUCCACAAACAGCUGAUAGAAGCUGACGUCGAGCAGUACAUGGAAGUGUCAAGCGUCAUGCAAGAUGCGACCGGUCUACCUCCCUUCGGACCUGUCAUAGAAUCAACGCACGAGGGAGUGAACAUUGUCAUUGACAAGGAUCCUGAAGAGCUUAUCGAGAUGGGUCGCGGCCAAAACAUCCCUAUGCUCUUAGGGUUCACAGAAGACGAGUGCUUCACUUUCCGUGGCCGGAUCGUAGAGGUGAAUUUAACCACCAAAUUUGAUGCCAAUUCCGACUUAGCGCUUCCCCCGGCACUAGCCACGUCGCCCCUCAAAGACGAGUUGUCCCCAAGAAUGAAAGAGAGAUACGUCUCAGGCGAGAACAUUACAUUGGACGAAUUCCAGAACUUGUGUUCUGAGGCGUACUUCAAGUAUGGGGUUAUUUACACGGCGCAGAGACGUGAGCAGUUGGGAGGGGCGGAGUCAUUCCUGUACCAGUUUGCGUACCGCGGGGAGCAUCGUCUACUGGACGUGCUGGGCUACAAGCUGAAGAAGACCUGCCACUUCGAGGACGUGACCUACGUGUUCCAACAACACACCAACGUCAGUAUUCCAGAGGACGUGUUUGAAGGAAGCGUCGACCGUGACAUGCAGAACUGGCUUGUGGACAUUGUCAUUAACUUUGUGAAGAAAAGUGACCCAGCAGGCUCCGUGGUGAACUGGCCUCCGAUCAGCCGCUUCCUCUUCAGAUACCAAGACAUCGUCGAGAACAAGUACAAGACCGCCUCCCUGCUCACGGACACAAAGACCAAGGACUUGGUCGACUUCCUGACGAAGCUGUACAACGACGGCGCAGCGACACAACGUGGAUGAAAGUUGUGUACUAGAUGUAAAUCAUAAGAUCAUUACGAAUUUGAUUAAGUACAUGAUUGUAAUACAAAAUAAACAUAAUAAAAUAAUGCUACAUUAUCAAAGA